Molecule: messenger RNA, 4214 nt
Organism: Pelmatolapia mariae (spotted tilapia)
Lineage: Eukaryota; Metazoa; Chordata; Actinopteri; Cichliformes; Cichlidae
Exons: 9
Coding region: 261-1556 (431 amino acids)
Molecular function (GO): NADP binding; N,N-dimethylaniline monooxygenase activity; flavin adenine dinucleotide binding
Source: RefSeq, a predicted model, not a curated record
GUAAUGGAGCGGUGUUGUGACGUGAGUCGUGCCUCGGUGCCUGGAUGGACGCCCAGCGGUGCAGUUAGCUAACGUUUAAGCGAUGUUUUCGCUGAUUUCCGCGGACACCGGGACGGGAAACGGCUGAGCGGGACGACGGUAACUCCUCGUUUCUUCAUCAUCACUGAUCAAUCGGGGUGUUUUGUUUAAACGGCCGACUUUAAUGUAGCAACGGAGCGAUCUGCACUGACAGUUCAGGUGGAGUCACCAGCACAGACCUGAUGUUGCAGCGGGUGGCGGUGGUUGGUGCCGGAGCGGCCGGACUCUGCGCGGCCAGGCACAUCCUGUCCCGUUCCGGCCGCUUCGCUCCUCCGGUGGUGUUCGAGCUCUCCGAAAACGUAGGCGGCACCUGGUGUUACGACGAACGUGUUGGAAAGCUUGAUAACGGGCUGCCGGUGCACAGCAGCAUGUACAGAGACCUCAGGACCAACCUGCCCAAGGAGGUGAUGAUGUUCCCGGACUUCCCCUUUGAACCCCAGCUUAGCAGCUUCCUGCCCCAUCAGGAGGUCCAGAGGUACCUGGAGAGGUACUGCCAGAGCCACGGCAUCCGGCCUCACAUCCGGUUCAACACUGUUGUGGAAAGCGUGAAGCCCAUCAAUGUGAUGAGAGAGGGCGAGGUGGAGGAGAGGACGGCGUGGGAAGUGACAUCAUCUGAUUCUUCAGGUCAUCAGAAAACUGAGACGUUUGACUCCGUCUUCAUCUGCUCGGGGCACUACUCAGACCCUCACAUCCCACACAUACCGGGCAUCGAGAACUUUAAAGGGAAAGUGCUCCACAGUCACUCGUAUCGAUUCGCGGAGCCGUUUGCGGGUCAGUCGGUGGUCGUUCUGGGAGCCAAAGCAUCAGGUCUGGAUAUUUCCCUCGAGCUGGCCAAUGUGGGCGCCCAGGUGACUCUGAGUCACCGCCGCCCUCGGCUCACGUUUCCUCUGCCUGCUGGGAUUCAACAGUCUAGCUCGGUAGAGGCCGUCGAGGACGACGGCAGAAUUCGCUUCCAGGACGGCUCGGUGAUGGAGGCAGAUGUCCUGAUGUUCUGCACCGGCUAUAACUUCAGGUUUCCGUUCUUGGACGCAGCCCAGCUGGGUCUGGACAUCCAGGACCAGAUGAUGUCACCUCUGUACCGCUUCAUGGUGCCACCCGCCUUCCCCUCGCUCUUUUUCAUCGGCAUCUGCAAGAUCAUCUGCCCCUUCCCCAACUUCAACUGCCAGGUCCAGUUCGCCCUGGCCGUGUUGGAGGGCUCGGUUACGUUACCCUCUCGAGUUCAGAUGGAGGAUGAGGUCCGGCGGGAGCUGCAGGAGAAGCUGGAGCGGGGAGUCCAGCAUCGCCACCUGCUGAUCUUGGACCAGGAUCAGUGGGAGUACUGCAACACACUGGCUCGCACCGCUGGCUUCCCACUGCUGCCUACGGUCAUACGCAGCCUGUAUGAGGAGGUGUGGCGGCAGCGACAGAUUCACCCCAAAAACUACCGGAAGCUCAAUUACAGGCUGAUCAGCGACUCGCAGUGGGAGCUGAUCAAUUAAACAGUGAAGGGCAGGUGUGCAAAGGAAGCUGAGUCUCUAGCGCCGCAUCAGGCUGUACCUGAGAGGCCUGCUCCCUCUGCCCCUCUUCAAAUUUACUACAUUUGCUUAGAUUGAGGACUUCCACCCUCAUCCGUAAUUAUACUUUAAUAAACUGAUUAGCCAAUGAAAACCUUUUAUAUUUAAACUCUUGCUGCAGCUAAUAAAGGCUAAUGAGACAUCAAACCAAAAUACAUCGACACUUCAUUGAACAAGCAAAGUUUAUAGGCUGCACAAAUCUCGGAUGAGCCCCCAAUUUAGCUCAGAACACAGAGUGGUCUCAAAAACCACCUUAAAAAUAUUCGAAUGCUUCAACUUUUGUGCUUACUGUGUGAUAAAUGUUCUCGCCUGCUAAAGCCGCUGUUAAAAACACACCUCAGAAUUUUAUUGAUCUAAAAGUCCAAAGUAUUUAAUACAUAUUGAUUUGUGAAGGCUGCUUUUACUCCCUGUGAGUCAGUGAUGUAAACUGGUGUGACUCCAGAGCUGUCACUAAUAUAUCUGACUGGAGUUUAUAACAAUGGCACUUUGCUUUUAGUUUAAUUACUAUUAUAAAGGACAGUUAAUCCUCACAGUUAUCCUGUGAAGAAACAGACACAGGAAGGGUGGUGCUGAUUAUUUGCAGGUUAUAGAGACCUCCAGCACUGAGUCGGCACUGAUGCUGGUACAGAGAUGAGACUGUGAGUCUGUGCAACGAGGUAAAGUGUUGGCAGGUUAUAGAUGACACAAAUAGAAGCAAAUCUGUGACACCGACAGGCAGAAAGCGAAGGCACCGCAGUAGGUUUUACCUCACAGACUGACGGUGUGAUUAAAGCGCAGACUUUGAGCUUGAAGCGUUUGAACAGAGGGAGUGCGGCAGGAUCGCGGGCCCCGUUUCCUCUCAGGAGGAGUCAGGAGUCGUUUCAGCUUAUUUUAAAUGAACUAAUCAAUCUGAUUCUCAGGCCUUCAGAACUCCUCUCACAGCAUGAAUCUAAAUGUGUUUGCCCACAGCUGGCAGCAGACAGAGUAGUGAGCUCUACACAGUGACAUUAUCACUAACUGCACUUUAUAUGCUGAGACUUUGUUAUGAUGAAGGUGUUUUGAAGCGAAUGCUGGACGGUCGCUGUGUUUUUAAUGGGCUGAUCCCUGCAGCGAUAUCCUAUGGAUCAGGGCUGACGGGAACUCUCAAAGUGUAAUCAGAUUACUGUGAAAUCAUGGUUCCAGCUCCACAGAGGACCAAGCCCUGUAGAUUUAAUCACCUUCUAAUGCCACCCUCUGCUGUGAUUAGCAGAGCUGCCUCUAAUAAACAUUCUACACUCAAAUCUACCUCAAUCAUUACAAUAAACGUUCAUUAUUUCAAGGACAAAGACUCGCUGUGGAGGAGAGUCAGAGAUUAAUAAGAACUAAUUAUUAAAUGCAGAGAGGUGUAUAAAUACAUAGUGAGUGAAGAAGAAACACCCAGUGCAUCAUGGGAAUCCCCCAGCAGCCUACACCUAUUGCAGCAUAACUAAGGGAGGAUUCAGGGUCACCUGGUCCAGCCCUAACUAUAUGCUUUAGCAAAAAGGAAAGUUUGAAGCCUAAUCUUGAAAGUAGAGAUAGUGUCUGUCUCCUGAAUCCAAACUGGAAGCUGGUUCACAGAAGAGGGGCCUGAAAACUGAAGGCUCUGCCUCCCAUUCUACUUUUAAAUACUCUAGGAACAACAAGUAAGCCUGCAGUGUGAGAGCGAAGUGCUCUAAUAGGGUGAUAUGGUACUACAAGGUCAUUAAGAUAAGAUGGGGCCGCUGUCAGAGGCCAUAAGAGGAUCAUUUAUAACCUUCACUAAAGCUGUUUCUGUUCUGUGAUAAGCUUUAAGUUUUCUUUGGUAAUUUAGUUAAAUGAGUUCCUUUAUUUUCUGAUUUUUGUUGAAGAUCUUGGGUGUAGUGAGAGAAGUUGCAUCAGCUCUCGUUUUUAGAGGAAAACUCACUAUUUGUCGUCCAUCUCGUCAUUUUACUUGUUUGUUUUGUUUGGUUGUUUUUUUUAGUUUAGUAAGUAAUAAAAGUGUUCACUGUGUAAAACCUGACCUCUAGUUUAUCUUGGUGGGAGUGAAAUCAGUGUUUGUUUUGUGUUAGCUCACCACACAUGCCGUAGUCGUGUUGCAGUUUUGUUUCCUGUCUAAUCUUAAGGUUUCUUUCUCUCAUGUUUAUACAGCACGGCUCCUGUAAAUAAACUUAAUGAGUCCACACAGACUGUUUUGUGUGUCUCCAGAAUAACUGUCUGCAGUUGGUGUAAUAUUAAUUCUGUCUAGUAGAUUUCCACUACACAGAUAUGCCCUAAGUGCAACUCGGGAAUGCUUGUCCUGCCAGCAUAUGUCGGAAAAAGAAUCUAAUUGUUAGCUCUGAGAAAGCCUGGACAAUAAAAUGUCAUUUCUGGUAAAGACGGCUCACCAUAUUAGUCAAAAAUACACACACAUAUAUAUGUGUGUGUGUGUGUGUGUGUAUUGGAACACACUAAUCAUGGCAGCAUAGGAACAAGCUCAAAGUCCACGGAGGCUGGCGUCUACCACACCAGACAAGACCCCAGCUGCAGGCUGCACAUAACAGCAAGAUGCUAGCAGGCAGGGCAUACAUGGCACGCCAUAACCAAGUGGCCGGCAUAGUAUACACCUAU